UUAUUUAAAAGAAUUCACUUUUAUUUUACCGCUAAAUAUAACGUUCUGCCCACAACUCCAUGGCAGAAGACACCGAAGCUCAAGUUCAAAGUCCAAAACUCGCCAAAGCAUGAGUGCCAUUGUUGAUGGCUUUCUUCUCUCGCUUUUGCUCUUUAAAAACUUUAUAUCUGCCCUUGGAAACAUCAGCCAAAUUUCUACAAUUAUGUGCAGCUUCAACUUCCACUUCGACCCAAACAAUCUCAUCAACCAGGAAGACUUUCUCUCAUAUGUUUCAGGAAUGCUCCAACCGGAGAGCUCUAAAACCAGGUAAGGAAGCUCAUGCCCAUAUGAUUCUAUCUGGGUUCACUCCCACUGUGUUUGUAACCAAUUGUUUAAUCCAAAUGUAUGUCAAAUGUUGCGCUUUGGAAUAUGCAUUCAAGGUGUUUGAGGAAAUGCCACACAGGGACAUUGUGUCUUGGAACACCAUGGUUUUUGGCUGUGCAGGGGCUGGAAGAAUGGAGCUUGCACAGGCGGUGUUUGAUUCCAUGCCUCAUCAUGGAGAUGUGGUUUCCUGGAAUUCUUUGAUUUCUGGGUACUUGCAGAAUGGUGACAUACAAAAGUCGAUUGCUAUCUUUUUGAAAAUGAGAGGUCUGGGAGUUAUGUUUGACCAUGCUACGCUGGCUGUUUCUUUAAAAGUUUGCUCUUUGUUGGAAGAUCAGGUUUUGGGAAUUCAGAUUCACGGUAUUGCCGUUCAAUUGGGUUUUGAUUAUGAUGUUGUGACAGGGAGUGCUUUAGUGGAUAUGUAUGCCAAGUGUAACAGAUUAGAGGAUUCACUUGAUGUUUUUUCUGAAUUGCCAGAUAAGAAUUGGAUUUCAUGGAGUGCUGCAAUUGCAGGCUGUGUUCAGAAUGAUCAGUUGCUUAGGGGCCUUAAACUAUUCAAAGAGAUGCAGAGAGAGGGAAUUGGGGUGAGUCAAUCUACUUAUGCUAGUGUCUUUAGGUCUUGUGCAGGAUUAUCAGCCUGUAGAUUAGGUACUCAGUUGCAUUGCCAUGCAUUAAAGACUGACUUCGGAUCCGAUGUUAUUGUAGGAACUGCCACUUUGGAUAUGUAUGCUAAGUGUCACAACAUGUCUGAUGCCUACAAGCUAUUUAGCUUGUUGCCAGACCAUAACUUACAAUCUUACAAUGCCAUGAUAAUUGCAUAUGCUCGAAAUGAGCAAGGGAUUCAAGCUUUUAAGCUAUUUCUUCAGUUGCAGAAGAACAGUUUUAGUUUUGAUGAAAUAUCUCUUUCUGGUGCAUUAAGUGCAGCUGCAGUAAUCAAAGGGCACUCCGAGGGGAUCCAAUUACAUGGAUUAGCCAUCAAAUCUAAUUUAUCGUCAAAUAUCUGUGUCGCAAACGCCAUCUUGGAUAUGUAUGGCAAAUGUGGAGCUUUAGUUGAGGCUUCUUGCCUGUUUGAUGAAAUGGAAAUAAGGGAUGCGGUGUCUUGGAAUGCUAUCAUCACAGCUUGUGAGCAGAAUGAAAAUGACAGGAAAACGCUCUCACAUUUUGGUGCAAUGCUACGUUCAAAGAUGGAACCUGAUGAGUUCACGUAUGGUAGUGUUUUAAAAGCUUGUGCAGGUCAGCAAGCUUUCAGUAAUGGCAUGGAGGUUCAUGGAAGAAUUAUCAAAUCGGGAAUGGGUCUCAAAAUGUUUGUAGGAAGUGCGCUCGUUGAUAUGUAUUGCAAAUGUGGAAUGAUGGAAGAGGCAGAAAAGAUCCAUUACCGGCUGGAAGAACAAACAAUGGUCUCAUGGAAUGCAAUCAUUUCAGGAUUUUCAUUGCAAAAGAAAAGUGAAGAUUCACAAAGAUUUUUCUCUCAUAUGUUGGAAAUGGGUGUAGAGCCUGACAACUUCACUUAUGCAACUGUUCUAGACACUUGUGCUAACUUAGCUACGGUUGGACUAGGAAAGCAAAUCCAUGCACAAAUUAUCAAGCUGGAACUGCUAUCAGAUGUGUACAUAACCAGCACUCUUGUUGACAUGUACUCGAAAUGUGGAAAUAUGCACGAUUCUCUACUUAUGUUUCGGAAAGCUCCCAAACGGGAUUCUGUCACAUGGAAUGCCAUGAUCUGUGGAUGUGCCUACCACGGUCUUGGGGAAGAGGCUCUUGAGCUUUUUGAACAUAUGCUCCAUGAGAAUAUAAAACCAAACCAUGCAACUUUUGUUUCGGUCCUCCGAGCCUGUUCGCAUGUGGGAAAUGCUAAGAAGGGCCUAUUUUAUUUUCAGAAAAUGGCAAGUAUCUAUGCUUUAGAACCUCAACUUGAGCACUACUCAUGUAUGGUGGAUAUUUUAGGGAGAUCAGGCCAAGUAGGAGAAGCAUUGAGACUAAUUCAGGACAUGCCAUUUGAAGCAGAUGCAAUUAUAUGGAGAACUUUGCUUAGUAUUUGCAAAAUUCAGGGAAAUGUAGAAGUAGCUGAAAAGGCAGCUAGUUCACUUUUGAAAUUGGAUCCAGAAGACUCGGCUGCUUACACCCUUCUAUCAAAUAUAUAUGCUGAUGCAGGCAUGUGGCAACAAGUCUCAAAGAUUAGACAAACAAUGAGAUCUCACAAUUUGAAAAAGGAGCCAGGUUGCAGCUGGAUUGAGGUAAAAGAUGAAGUACAUACAUUUCUUGUUUGUGAGAAAGCACAUCCCAAAUGUGAAAUGAUCUAUAGCCUGCUUGAUUUGUUGAUUUGCGAUAUGAGAAGGUCUGGAUGUGCCCCUGAAAUAGACACCAUACAAGUUGAGGAGGUUGAAGAAAAUAGGCAUCAAAAAGUGAAAUCCAACGGAUUUUCUUAG
This is a messenger RNA of Cucumis melo (muskmelon), 2786 nucleotides long. Its product is annotated as pentatricopeptide repeat-containing protein At3g02330, mitochondrial. The transcript has a single exon. Lineage: Eukaryota; Viridiplantae; Streptophyta; Magnoliopsida; Cucurbitales; Cucurbitaceae. Gene Ontology annotation, biological process: RNA modification. Gene Ontology annotation, molecular function: RNA binding; protein binding. The coding region runs from base 126 to 2786 and encodes 886 amino acids. The record is from RefSeq and is a predicted model, not a curated record.